Messenger RNA from Chaetomium globosum CBS 148.51, 1320 nucleotides. RefSeq lists its product as uncharacterized. The record is from RefSeq and is a predicted model, not a curated record. The coding region runs from base 1 to 1320 and encodes 439 amino acids. The transcript has 4 exons. Gene Ontology annotation, molecular function: heme binding; monooxygenase activity; iron ion binding. Lineage: Eukaryota; Fungi; Ascomycota; Sordariomycetes; Sordariales; Chaetomiaceae.
AUGUCCGUAGCUCUUGUCUCCACCGUCCUUGUUGCCGCGGCUGCAUGGCUAGUAUUGAGAGUGCGGGCAUCGGGCCCAAAGCUUGACAUACCUUACCUUCAAUUUGAGGGCGACAACUCGUUGCUCAGAUAUCUGAACGACACACGGAGUUUAAUGAGAAAGGGUUACGCCGAGUAUAUCAAACAAGGCAAGCCCUUUUCGAUGCUCAACCAUGUUGACUUCCUGAGCCCGCUCGUCAUCCUCCCUCCUAAGUACUUAGAGGAGGUCAGGAGCGCUCCACAAACCAAGUUGAGCUUCCCCCUGUCGCUCGAGAAAUUCCUGCUAAACGUAUUCUCUCGCAUCACUGCGCGGUCCCUGGUUGGGCCUGAGCUCUGUGACAGUCAAGAGUGGCAGGAUAUCAUUCUUGGCUUCACCAACAGCGCGUUCAAGGCAUCUCAUGGUGUUCGAGUUCGGUACCAUCCUUGGACUCGCUGGUUGGCAAAGUAUUUUGAUGGGGACGUCAAAGACGUUUACAGGUACCGGAAACGUGCCGGAAAUCUCCUGCGGCCGAUCCUGGAGGCUAGAAAAGCCGAGUACAAAGCACGGGGGAAGGGAGAAAAAGUGGAACACGAGGAUGGUAUCCAGUGGAUCCUUGACGCAUACCAUUCUACUGGGUCGACUCUGACCCCGGAUAAACUUGCCCAAGAUGAGUUCAUCAUUACGAUUGCGUCGAUUCACAGCAGCGCCGCCACCGCUCUGUCGAUUCUUUAUGACUUGAUGGAUCGGCCUGAGUGUCUGGCAGAAAUCCAGGAGGAGAUCUCCAAGGUAUUCAUGCAAUAUGGCAGCUGGACGCGUCAAUCCCUGGCCGCACUUCGCAUCAUGGACAGCUUCAUGAAAGAGAGUCAGCGGGUCCACACAUUGCAGCAGCUGACGCUUCAGCGAAUGGUAGUAGAGGAUUUCACGUUCAAGGACGGUCUUCACCUACCUGCCGGUACUCAAAUGGCGAUGCCAAACGAGCUCAUCAGCCUAGACCCUGACCUGCAUGAGAACGCUGAGACCUUCGACGCGAAGCGGUUUCUGCGGAAGAGAGAGCAGAUCGAUCCGAACAAGUUCCAUUUUGCAUCAAUCUCAGAAGACAUGCUCCCAUUUGGGAGCGGCUUACAUGCCUGCCCGGGUCGAUUCUUAGCCCAGGACGUCAUGAAGCUGAUGUUCAUCCGGCUUUUGACCCGUUACGAAUUCAAGUAUCCCGAGGGCGUGGAGAGCCGGCCAGCAAACAUUGAGCGGCACCACAAUAUCAUGCCCAAUACUGGACUUUCUUUGCUGUUCAAGGAGAAGAAUUAG